AUGUAUCAAUACCUCGCAACCGAACAGCGGGACGACCAAUGCUACCACGAGGCAGCCAUUGCGUGUCGUGCCGCUAUCAAACUUUACUUCGGUUCAAAGUCGACAAAACCCGACGCCAGUCGGAGUCCAGCAUCCGACGUCAAUGUCCAUCGUCCAACGGCCAGCGUCCAAAGAAUAGACCUAGCACAAAUUUUGGAGUUCAAGCAUAUCUCGCCAGCCGUGACGAUCGGCAUCCAUCGCGGCGCACAAUAUGUCUGGAUACUGAAUAGGGGCCUUGCGACGGGCGAGGACAGUCACCAACGAGUGUGGAAAAACUCAACAUGA
Molecule: messenger RNA, 324 nt
Organism: Sporothrix schenckii 1099-18
Lineage: Eukaryota; Fungi; Ascomycota; Sordariomycetes; Ophiostomatales; Ophiostomataceae
Exons: 1
Coding region: 1-324 (107 amino acids)
Source: RefSeq, a predicted model, not a curated record